AUGGCUCUCGCAUCCCCUCCCUCGUACACUCCUCUCCAGGAGCGUCCUCUCAAGGACACCAUCUGCCUCUUCGAUGUUGACGGCACGCUCACACCCGCGCGCCUGGACGCCUCGCCCGAGAUCCUCGACAUCCUUCAGAAACUUCGCUCAAAGUGUGCUAUCGGAUAUGUUGGUGGCUCGGACUUCGCCAAGCAACAGGAGCAGUUGGGCAAGCCCGCCGGACAGCCCGUCACCGCCCUCUUCGACUUUUGCUUCUCCGAGAACGGCUUGACUGCCUUCAAGCUCGGCGAACCCCUCGAGUCCAACUCCUUUAUCAAGUUCAUUGGCGAGGAGCAGUACAAGGAGCUUGCCAACUUCGUCCUCCACUACGUUGCUGAUCUCGAUAUCCCCGUCAAGCGCGGCACCUUCAUUGAAUUCCGCAAUGGAAUGAUCAACAUUAGCCCUGUCGGUCGUAAUGCCAGCACUCAGGAGCGAAACGACUUUGAGGCGUUCGACAAGGACGCAAAGGUCCGGGAGAAGUUUGUCGCUAUUCUCAAGGAGCGAUUCGGCCACCUCGGCCUCACCUUCUCCAUUGGUGGCCAGAUUUCCUUCGAUGUGUUCCCCACCGGGUGGGAUAAGACCUACUGCCUCCAGCACCUUGAGAACGAGGCCAAGAAGCCUGACGGUAUUGCCUACAAAACCAUCCACUUCUUUGGCGACAAGACAUUCGAGGGCGGCAACGACUAUGAGAUUUACACCGACUCUAGGACAACUGGCCACUCCGUCACCGGACCUGAGGACACCAUGCGUAUCCUCAAGGAACUCUUCGAUCUCUAA
Molecule: messenger RNA, 816 nt
Organism: Fusarium musae
Lineage: Eukaryota; Fungi; Ascomycota; Sordariomycetes; Hypocreales; Nectriaceae
Gene: PMM1
Product: Phosphomannomutase 1
Exons: 3
Coding region: 1-816 (271 amino acids)
Biological process (GO): protein N-linked glycosylation; GDP-mannose biosynthetic process; mannose metabolic process
Cellular component (GO): cytosol
Molecular function (GO): phosphomannomutase activity
Source: RefSeq, a predicted model, not a curated record